This is a messenger RNA of Heterobilharzia americana, 1698 nucleotides long. The record is from the annotation of a GenBank genome assembly. Lineage: Eukaryota; Metazoa; Platyhelminthes; Trematoda; Strigeidida; Schistosomatidae.
AUGUUACGCUUAAUCGUCAUUGACAAACAGUUGCGUAUGCUACGCCCACAUGAAAACUACACAUCGUUCUCUUACUAUCAGUUGUUGUGUAUGGUGGCAAAAUCUGUUGUAAAUAAACUUUGUGGUCUACAUCACGGUGACUUUAUAUCCGUUUGUGAUACACAUUCGUCUUCUUCCAAAGGAAUACUUGGAACACUUUCACUUGAUGCAUUCACUUUGUGCAAUGAGAUUGAUGAAAGUCAGCGAGCCAAUAAAGUGUUGUUUCCCAGUGAAUCGACAGCCACAUCUAUUAUCAGGAUUUUAAAAGAAGUCUAUAUUUAUUAUGGACCAUGGUCAAAUAUUCAGGUUUUGGUGUUUACGGACGGAGGAUCAUCAUCGUAUUUCACACUUUCAUCUAUUAGCUGGCCAGAAGAGUUCCCUGAAAGUGUAUUUGGUAGUGUGUCGAUUCUCUUCAUUAGUUUAAAUGAUAGUCAGCUUUCUAGUGAUUUGAUCGAGUUGUACAAUCGCUUUCAAUUGAAAUCAACAAUUCUAGAAGCCAAUAAAUGUAUUAUAAGUCCUAAAGCAUAUACUGUUGAAUCAUAUGUAGAUAGUUUGGCUGAACGUGUUAUUCAACUGUCUUCAAUACAUCAAAUUACUCAAAAUGCAGUCAUUAAUUGUGGACGUCUUCAAAGUACAGUUACAUUGAUAUCAUCUCCAGGAGUUCAUUCUUCUACUGGAUUUAACGGCAUAAUUGUCGAUUCGUUGUAUGUGGAGAUUUUUGGUUUUCUCAACCUCAGUGAUUUGAAUAAUGCCCCUGUGAAUGGACGAUUCACUGUGACUAGUAAUAGUGGAACAGACCCAGUUGAACCAGCUUUCCUUUGUUUACUUUUGGGUGCCUUACAAAGUACUAAGACCGCUGCAAUGUGUAAUAUCUAUAUGAUAACAACACAUCAAACAGCAGACUCCCUUAAUUCAAGCACUAUUCAGGAACCAGAUUCACAUUCAACUUCAACAUCUGAACAUCGUUAUCAUCCUCAUCACAACAAAAACAACAAUCAUCAUAAACAGCAGCAACAACAGAAACGACAACCGUUACAAAAUGCUAAAAAUGCAAAGAAUCGUCUUCUUUGGACUCAUGGUUACCUUCAUCAUAUUGACUUGAAACAAUCAAUUCUAGUGUUAUCAGUGUUUGAACGAGAUUACACCGGUUUACCUUGGCUUGGUCAGUUCAGUCAUCUAGCACCAGUAACAGAUUUUGCUGGUUCACAACUGUAUGAUGAUAAAAAUCAAACUUCACCAUUCCCCGUUCGAACACCGGAUCACUUGAGUUAUAAAACCGACUGUUCGCGAUAUGUUUCCUGGGCAUCACCGUCUGCGAUACUUAUGGAUAUUAAUAAAGUUCUAAGACUAAGUCGACGUCUUCCUGAAAAGUCUGCAUUACUCUAUAAAGAAUUAAAUAGAAUUCGAUCUACAGCAAUUGUUUACGGCUGUCCAGAGUUGUUAGUACAAAUCCACUCAAUGAUUGUGUUUAUUCAUUCGAAUACUCAUGACGGGAAUAGUAUUAAUAACGUUGGCAGUACUACUACCAGUAGUAGUAGUAAUGAUCAGGCAAAUCCAUUACAAGCUUGUUUAAUUCAUAUCACCAAUCUCCUCCUACAACACGGCACAUACGACCAUGAUGACGAUGUCAAGGCUUCUUCUGAAAAGACUAGUAAAUAG